Molecule: messenger RNA, 1004 nt
Organism: Caenorhabditis sp. 36 PRJEB53466
Lineage: Eukaryota; Metazoa; Nematoda; Chromadorea; Rhabditida; Rhabditidae
Source: the annotation of a GenBank genome assembly
AUGGAGGCGGAGGAGGAGAACAUCAUCGACGGCGUCGACGGCCGGCAGAACGAAGCACGUCUACUUCUGCCGCUCCGUUCCCGCCGUUCCAACCGUAAUCGCGAGAAAAUGAACAAGAUUGUGAAAGCGAAGCAGAAGAAGCAGAUGCAGAUAUCUAAACAGGCCCAGCACAAGAAACUGGAGACUGAAGGUGAGUGAGUGGGAGAAGGAUGUGUAAUUCCGCAGAAGAGCAGGAGAAGGAGGAGUAUUCGUACUAGUAUUGUUUGGGGAGCCUAUAAUUAGCCGGGUUUUGGCGCCAUUCAGUUGUUUUGGUGUGUGUUCCCACGAAUUCCGUCGACUCACAUCAUCAUCAACUGAAACAUGUGCCCCUCGGAGUGGGAGCCCUUUUGUCGGCCCAUAACAGCCGUCGAAUGGCAUGUGCUUGUCACUUUGACAACUCUUCUCGGCGACCCGUCCCGCCCUCGAUUUUUUCGAGACAAAAACCGCUAGAUGUGGUGCGUUUUGCUCUGUUUUUGUGCACAAAAUCGAAACGGAAGCUGUUGGCGAGAGUUUCGCGCCUUCGAGUCUCCGGCGAGCGCUAAUCCAAUUUUCAUUUCCUGUCGUUGGAUUCUGCGACGAAAGUGCGUCGAAGCAACACAUCCCUUUCUCCUGCUCCUUCUCCCGCUUCCGCCGUCCCUCCUUCUCGCAUUCCUGCCCACGUUCCAGAUCUUAUCGUCGACAAAAUUGAAGACGAAAUGGGUUAUUCCACCUCCAGAAAAACGGCUUCCAAAAUAUCAACUGCCGAUGUCUACAGCGCCAUUCUUCACCACGCUCCAGGCCCACUCACACAUCCAAUCUCAGCCGGACUGGCGAAGGCCAAACCGACAAUCGGAGCCCCGAUCCCUCGUUACCUGACCACUACGACCCCUUCCACAAUAUUCUUCCAAGUCACUCUUCCGUUCAUGUCAACUGCUUGGAACCGGGUCACCAUUCUGGAGAGUUCGUAUUCUUUCUCGUCAUUCUGA